AUGUAUCAGCCGUAUCUACAGCAAGCCGUCCAAUCGCUCCAGGGGCUUAGCUCGGAUGAGCUGAGGGAUCUGCUGGCGGACGACGAGAAGCUGGACGAACGGGUUAACGAAGCGGUUCAAUCACUAGAAUCCUCAAAGGAUUUGAUUAUUGCCGAAAACCGAAGCCUCGCAGAGAAAAACUUGAACUUUGAACCAAAGAUGGUCGAGCAGCGAUCGCGGGUGCAGGAACUGGCCGAUGAGUGCCGUGCGCUGGGUGAAUCCGUGAAGGAAAAGUCGACCCAACUGUCUACAAAAUCCGAAUCAAACAAUGCUGAGACAGUGCUGGCACUGUUGCAAGCGGCCGCAGCAGAAACCGAAGAGGAAUCGGAAAGCAUUGUAAAACGGCUGCUCGAUAGCGAACUACCAGUGGAUGCUUACUUAGAGCAGUUUAUGAACAGCCGCAAACUGAUGCACAGUCGAAAGCUGAAGGCGGAGAAGAUGACCGAGCUGCUGCGUAGCAACAGACACACUACUCAACGGUUUGAUGCAGGGUAUGGUCCGGCCUCGAUGCCCUACCCAUCGUCAAACAAUUCCGUGCCCGGUGGUUUCUACGUCCCACCGGGAAUGACAACCUCAAGCACCACUGCUGUGCCCUAUCCGGUGGGGCCUCCGUCGAUGCCGAUGCCAACCGUCAUGUUCCGACCUCCACAAUUCUAG
This is a messenger RNA of Anopheles marshallii, 696 nucleotides long. It is a transcript of the gene Vps37B, whose product is annotated as vacuolar protein sorting-associated protein 37B. Gene Ontology annotation, cellular component: ESCRT I complex. Gene Ontology annotation, biological process: protein targeting to membrane; protein targeting to vacuole; ubiquitin-dependent protein catabolic process via the multivesicular body sorting pathway. Bases 1 to 696 code for a protein of 231 amino acids. Lineage: Eukaryota; Metazoa; Arthropoda; Insecta; Diptera; Culicidae. The transcript is spliced from 3 exons. The record is from RefSeq and is a predicted model, not a curated record.